This is a messenger RNA of Adelges cooleyi (spruce gall adelgid), 1448 nucleotides long. RefSeq lists its product as uncharacterized. Gene Ontology annotation, molecular function: nucleic acid binding; RNA-DNA hybrid ribonuclease activity; magnesium ion binding. Lineage: Eukaryota; Metazoa; Arthropoda; Insecta; Hemiptera; Adelgidae. Gene Ontology annotation, biological process: DNA replication, removal of RNA primer. The record is from RefSeq and is a predicted model, not a curated record.
AUUAAUUUAUUUAUGUCUUAUACCCAACGUGGGUGCACGGUUAUUUUAAAAAUUGUUUUUUAUGUCAUGGCGAGCGUCUUGCUUAUGAGUUAUGACGAUAAAUCUUUCUCGAGUCUCUUCUGCCAGUUUUCUAUUUUUUAUUAGAAGGUCUGUGGGCUAAUUGAAUCUUGUUUGUUAGAGUAGUUUAAACAAUUUAAUCUCAACUGUUACAUAUUCUCUGUUGGGGGUUUUUUUUUUAAGACCGAAAACGCUCUAAUUGCUUGGAAGGCGACUAAUGAUCAAGUGUCCACUGCUGUUGAGUCGACAGUUUUUUGUAAACUUCUGUCUACAAGACAUCAUGCCGUUCUACGCUGUCGUAUACAGAAUGUCCAAAAGCGGAGCCGUUGCAUCGGAUUGGCCCACAGCACUUAGGUGGAAAGAUUCGGUGUCAAAUUCAUAUGCCAAAAAAUUUGCAGACAAGUCCGAAGCCGAAGAUUAUAUAAAAAAUAUGAACUUUGACAUAAUUGAUAAUAUUCAACAUUUUCUCGAAAAUUCUUCCAACAGAGGAGUAAAGAGAAAGUUGGAAGAAGACGGAUUACGAAAACAUGUUCAAAAUUUACACAAGAUAUUUGCAGAUAUGGAAACUUUCAUCGCAAAAAAAAGCGAAGCUAACGGAAAAUAUUUGUGUCAAAUAAAAGCCAUUAGCGGCGAUACUUUGUUGAAACUUAACAAGAUUGUUGAUGAAUAUGAAAACAAUGGUGAAGAAGUUGAAGUUCCAACGCCCAUCAAAAGCAAAAUGAAAAUUCAAUCUGCAGGGCUUGAUUUGCCAGGCUAUUCCAGUGGAAAUGACAUGAAUCUAAUAGACGGGACAUUAAAGCCGUUCAACUUUAACAGCAAUAACGAAGUAAUAGUGUACACGGAUGGCGCAUGUUCUAACAACGGCAAAAACAAAGCCAUGGCAGGAGCUGGCGUAUUUUUUUGUAAAGGUCACCCCCUGAACAUGUCCAAAAGAGUUCCGGGUCCACAGACAAAUAACAAUGCGGAAAUAUACUCGGCUAUAUUAGCUAUAGAUCAAGUAAAAUCGGCCGGUGUAGUUAAAGUAAAUAUUCAUACGGACUCAAAGUUUCUCAUCAAUUGUGUAACGGAAUGGAUGCCAAAAUGGAAAAAAAAAGGUUGGAUGACGUCCGACAAAAAUCCUGUGAAAAAUAAAGACAUGCUCGAGUCGUUGGAAGAAAAAAUCAAAUCGAUGGCCAAAGUUUCUUGGACUCACGUGCGUGGACACCAGGGCAUCGAAGGCAACGAAGAGGCCGACAAGUUAGCACGUUUGGGUGCCCAAGAAUAAUCUGUUGUUAUGUUACUUCUAUUAAUUUAUAAUUUAUAAUGUAUUCUUAUUGUGUUUGUCUAAAAUUUGCACCAAGUUUGUAUGAAACACAAGUUUUAUUAAAUUAUAACACUUUUGAUAAUAAGGA